This is a messenger RNA of Erigeron canadensis, 2040 nucleotides long. Its product is annotated as protein JOKA2-like. Lineage: Eukaryota; Viridiplantae; Streptophyta; Magnoliopsida; Asterales; Asteraceae. The record is from RefSeq and is a predicted model, not a curated record. Gene Ontology annotation, molecular function: protein binding. The coding region runs from base 212 to 1819 and encodes 535 amino acids. The transcript has 5 exons.
AUUACAUUUUACAUCCAUCACUAAGUAUUAAAAAAGUACCAUCUCCUCCUCCACAUGGCGUCUUCCUCCGUCGUCAUCAAGGCCAAGUAUCGAAAAAUACUCAGGCGCUUUCGAGUUUCUAUCAGCAACAAGAAACUGGCUCUUGAUUUGGUUAUGUUUAAGGGAUAAGAUCCGUGGUUUCUUUGGGUUUGGUUUUGGGGAUGAGUUUAUUAUGAAAUAUGUUGAUGAAGAUGGCGAUUUGGUGAUGCUUGCUAGUGAUGAUGAUCUCCAUGAUAUUGUCCUACAGUCUUUGAAUCCUUUGAGGAUUACUGUGAAAUUAAAUAAAGAAAGAAAACUUGGUGGAACUACUGUCGCACCCUUGACAUCUGAGGUUUCCGCAACUUUGCAAUCACCACAAAAAGAGUCUGAAUUUCGACUAUCAAACUCUUUGGUUCCGCAAACUAUGUAUUCAUCAUUACAACUCGAGCCUCAAAUUCACUUCUUGAAGUCUGGAGUUACUCGAACUCUGAGUUCAUCAUCACUCCAACAGCCUCAAUCUCUGUCCAUCAACUCUGCGCUUUCUCAAAAUCUGAAAUCAUCACUACAGCAGAUUCCAUCUCAAAUGUUGAACACUGUGGCUGAACCCUCUACAUCAGAGACUUCUCAGCCUUCGGAAAAGAUGGAGGCACACGCGACUCCGAAGUUCACCUUUAUGGCCGGAGGUGCAUCAAAUGUUUAUGGUCAAACUGUCAAAGACAGUGUCAGUAAGGUUCAGGUGAAACGUAAAGUUGGCAGUACAAACUCAAAGAAGCAAGAAAAGCUGGUUCCUAAAGUUGUGGAGUCUACUGUUCCAAGUUUUGGGUUUGUUAAACCUUUUCCGACGCCGUUCAAUGCUACCAAGGGUUUGAAAGAUUCUGAGUCUAAGUUAGAUAGCAUUUGCGUUAGUGAUGUCACUGUUCCUGAUGUCACCAUCAUGGCUCCAUAUACUAAAUUCACCAAAAUUUGGAAGAUGAGAAAUACAGGUUCCCUGGCAUGGCCCCAAGGCUCAAAAUUUAUGUGUGUCUCGGGAGUUCGGUCAAGUCGCGAUUCUGAUUCGGUUGAUAUCGAGAUCCCAGCCGAUGGUCUGCCUGUGGACAAGGAUCUUGACAUUAAAGUCGAGUUCACUGCUCCUCGACAUCCCUUUUGGCAUGCUUCCGCUUGGCGGAUGGUGUCUCCUUCUGGACAGAAGUUUGGGAGCAUGGUUUCGUUCAGUUUCCAGGUUGAGAAUUCUUUUAAUAAAUUUGUUAGUGAAACCAUGGCCAAUGUGGAUCCGCCUCCUGUUGUAAGGAACCCUGAAGUAGUUAAUCAGGAUCAUCUAAUGGAUGCUGAGAACAGUUUCAUCAAGGUGUCUGGUUCCGAGGGUGCAGCUAUUGAUUCACAAUAUAAGGAUCAGGAGAAUGAUAGUGAUGUGUCAAGCAAUAUGGCUACUCCUUCUGUCUAUUCAGCUUUCAGUUGUACAGAAGUGGAAACUGCUUUGGCUUCUCUUUCAGUAGGAUUGGAUACUGGUUCUAAAGUGCAGCCUAAUAUUCAAGAGGUAAGUGAUGAUCAAGAGCAGGCUCUUCUGAAGGAUUUGGAAGUCAUGGGGUUCAAGCAGCUGGAUUUGAACAAAGAAAUUCUGAGGAUUAACAAUUAUGAUCUGGAGAAAUCUGUUGAUGAUCUUUGUGGUGUUUCUGAUUGGGAUCUAUUGGUGGAUGACCUGCAAGCUGCGGGCUAUGCCGAUGCCAAGAGUAGGCUUUUGAAGAAGAAUAAUGGAAGUAUCAAACACGUGUAUAACAGAAAACUUGAAUCCAAUAACCAGUAAGUCAUGAUGAAAAUAGUACAUGCGAUCAGUAUUGUUGAGAUCAAACCAUCAAACUUUUAGUAACUGUCAGGAGACAUUAGAGUUGUACCCAUGCUUCAUGGGUGAUAUUUGGCAUGUUGUGUAUAGUUUUGGUGUUUCUUUGUAUUGAUCAAGAUUGAAAUCACUGAAGUUUAACAUUGGAUUUGGACUUUUAGUCAAUGAAAAUCAUUCUAUCCUUGGAU